Messenger RNA from Monoraphidium neglectum, 423 nucleotides. RefSeq lists its product as hypothetical. NCBI's taxonomy places the organism in Eukaryota, Viridiplantae, Chlorophyta, Chlorophyceae, Sphaeropleales, Selenastraceae. The record is from RefSeq and is a predicted model, not a curated record. The transcript has a single exon. Bases 1 to 423 code for a protein of 140 amino acids.
AUGGCCGUGUUCCUCCUGGCUGCGCCCGCCCUGGCGGCGCGCGACCUCAAGCAGGUGUCUUCCGUGACCGGCGCUGUGAACGGCCUCCUGGGCACUGUGGGCUCCACCGUCGGCCGCCUGCCCAUUGCCGGCCCCAUCGUCGCCCCUGUCGUCGGCACCGUCACCGGGACCGUGGGCGGCCUGCUCGGCACUGUUGGCGGCGUCGCCAGCACCGCCACCGGCGUGGUUGGCAGCAUCCCAGUCGCUGGUCCUCUCGUCGGCCCCGUCCUCAACACUGUCACCAGCACCACGGGCGGCGUGGUCGGCACCGUUGGCGGCGUUCUCAACACCGCCACCGGCCUUGUUGGCGGCCUGACCGCCGGCCUGACCAGCGGCAAUACUGGUGGUCUGACCGCCGGCCUGACUGGCAGCCUGCUGGGCUGA